AUGUCUGACUCCGAGGAUCCUCUCGAGCAUAUUGACGAAGGCGGCGACGACCUCUUUGGCGAUGAAGAUGAUGCCGUUUCGCCGGCGCCUCGCGUUGUCGACGACGACGACGAUUUAGCUUCAGAUCCCGACGAUUCGGGUGAACGUCGGCGCUAUGACGAUGAGGAUAACCAAGUUCAACAUGAAACUAAAGAGAAAGUUGUCAUGGCUGUACAAGCGUACCGUCAUCGCAUUCCCAAGCCCAAGGACAAUAUGCUACGCGUCAUGCGCGUCCCCAAAUUCAUCAAAAUUAUGCCCGAGGAAUACGUAUCCGAAAAGUUUGAGCCUACCGAAUUCGAUACCGCCAACGCCAAACAAGAACAUCCUGCCCACGUUGCAAGGGUACGCCGAAACGAUAGUACGGGCCUACUUCACAGCAAUGCCAAUGUCUACCGCUGGAGUGAUGGAUCUAUAACUAUCGGUAUCGGAGGCGAGCAUUUUGAAAUUCAAAAGAAGGCUCUGGCACCAGCGCCCGGUCAGCCAUACGACGAACUCAAAGAUGGCCAUUAUUACGCUGCCGCUGCAGAAUUGAGCAGCAAUUUGCUAAUGACGGUCGGACACGUUGCUGAGCAGUUCAACGUGCGGCCAAACAAGGGAGGUGGCGACGAUGCACUGGCUCUUCUUGCUACGCGUAUGCAGCAGGCUAGCAAAACCGUCAACGAGGACGACAUGAUUAUCCGUACAACUCGGGAUCCGGAACUACAGAAAAAAGAGGCCGAACUGGCAGAGAAGGAACGCAUGAAGGCACAAAGACGGCGAGAAAAUGCGGCUGCCAAGAUGGACGGCCUGGGACGGUACAACAGAGGAGGCCUCUCCAUUGGUGACCUGGAGGGUGGUCGAAGAGGAGCCGGAUUUGGCCGGAAGAGAGGGCCCCCCGGGUCCAAACCCAAGCGCAGAAACCCCGAAUACGAUUCUGAUGAUGAUUUGCCGCAGGGCGUUCGCAGGCAGGAAGACUACGACAUGGACGAUGGCUUCCUUGUCGGUAGCGACGACGAAGAGAUGGAGAGUGACGCUGAGGAGGAGGAGGAGGAGUUGUUGGAUGAUGACGAGGAUUAUGAUAGACGUCGCAAGUCCAAGAAGCGCAGAACCCGUCAUUCUGAGGACGAGGAUGCCUCGGGCGAUGAAGUGGUUGAGACGUCUGGGCGCGCCAGACGGCGCAAUGUCGUAGACGAAGACGACGAUUGA
Molecule: messenger RNA, 1224 nt
Organism: Beauveria bassiana ARSEF 2860
Lineage: Eukaryota; Fungi; Ascomycota; Sordariomycetes; Hypocreales; Cordycipitaceae
Product: RNA polymerase-associated protein LEO1
Exons: 2
Coding region: 1-1224 (407 amino acids)
Biological process (GO): positive regulation of transcription elongation by RNA polymerase II; transcription elongation by RNA polymerase II
Cellular component (GO): Cdc73/Paf1 complex; nucleus
Molecular function (GO): RNA polymerase II C-terminal domain phosphoserine binding
Source: RefSeq, a predicted model, not a curated record